AAUAUGUAAGCCAUUAAGACAGUUGUCAUUACAGGGGCUAAUAAAGGUAUUGGGUUUGGCAUUCUUGAAAAUCUCAUUCAAAAAUAGGCAUAUAGAGUCAUUAUGGCUUGUAGAUCUAUUGAAUUAGCCUAAAAGUCUAGAACCUAAUUGAUUGAAAAAUACAAUGUAUUACAUCAUUUUUAUUUUUUAUUAGCUUUCCCAAGACAGAAUAGACACUAUCGAAUUAGACAUCAGUAAUAGUGAUAGUAUUGACAAAUUCAUAAAGGAAUUUACAACAAGAUUUCACUAAGCUGAUAUCUUGAUUAACAAUGCUGCAGUAGCAGUAAAAUCAGAUGAUUUCAAUCUAGAAAUUGUUCAAUUCACCUUUAAACCUAAUUUCUAUGGCACAAGUAUCAAUAUUAAUUAAAAUAUUCUUUAGUCGAAUUAACUGAGAAAUUCCUUCCUUUGUUGACUCAAAAUGGAAAAGUCAUCACAGUUGGAUCUUCUGCUGGUAAAACAAAAUAUUUGAAAUCUGAUGAUCUCAUUAAAAGAUUCAAAGAUCCAAAUAUAACUAGAGAAGAUGUUUUCAAGUUGGCUGAAGAAUUUUAAAAACAUGUUUCUGAUAGUAUUUUAUUUUUUUAUAAUUUAGAUACAUAUGAAAAAAAUGGAUGGCCAAGUUGGGGAUAUGGAAUCAGCAAAUUACUUAUCAAUACUUAUGUCAGAACUUUAGCCUAAAAUGCUGAAGUUAAGAAUAAGAAUUUAUAAGUUUACACAUGUUGUCCUGGAUGGGUUAAAACAGACAUGGCUGGAGAUGAAGCAGAAUUAACAAUUGAUCAAGGAGCAUUGACACCUGUUUAUUUGGUAGAAUUACCACAUGAAGUGAAUCCAGAUUAUUAAGGAUAAUUCUUCUAUCUUUAGAAAGUAGAAGAAUUAUGAUAUUAUUAAAUCACAGUUAAAAGAAUCAAGAAU
This is a messenger RNA of Paramecium sonneborni, 948 nucleotides long. Lineage: Eukaryota; Ciliophora; Oligohymenophorea; Peniculida; Parameciidae. The record is from the annotation of a GenBank genome assembly.